Molecule: messenger RNA, 876 nt
Organism: Opisthorchis viverrini
Lineage: Eukaryota; Metazoa; Platyhelminthes; Trematoda; Opisthorchiida; Opisthorchiidae
Exons: 4
Source: RefSeq, a predicted model, not a curated record
GUCAAAAUGUCGAACAGUUCCAUUCUUUGCUUGUCUACUUUGGUGCUCUUCUUUUUAGUGGGCUCGACACAUGGAUUCGUGCGAACAACGAAAAAAAUACCAGAAGGCGUGACGGUGCAAAGCAGCAAAACAACCGAUCCACUUUGCGUGAAAACAACACGGAAGAUUGAAGACCGAGGCGGAAGCAGAGAAGAGAAUGACUGCGGAGAGGAAAAAGUUGGCGGAGAUGGAGAAAGUGAAGGAGAACAAAGAGAACAGGAAGAGGCCGACGAAGAAGGACUUACUGAAGGAAACGAAAAAAUGGAAGAUGAAGAUGAAGAAUACGGUGAAGAAGAUGAAGGACGCGAAGAACAGGAGGAAGAAGAAGAAGAAGAGGAAGAAAUGACAGAAGAGGAAGAAGAAGAGGCUGCUGAAGAAUUAGAAAAUGAAGAAGAAGGAUCCCAAGAAGAACACGAAGAAGAUGAAGAAAGCUGGGAAGAGCACCACGAAGAACAAGAAGAGCAAGAAGAAGAAGAAGAGGAAGUAGAGGAAGGCGAUGGAGGGAUUGACAAAGACGAGGAAGAGAGCACAGGAGAAGAACAAGAAGGAGAAGCAGAAGAAGAAGAAGAAAACGAAGAAGUUGGCGAAGAAGAACCAGUUAACGAAGGAGACGUAAGAGAAGAAGAAGAAGAAGAAGAAGAAGAAAAAGACGAAAGAGAGCAAGGAGAAGAGGUUGGCGAAGAAGAAGAAGAACAAGAACACGAAGAAGAAGAGGGAGAAGAAGAAGAGGAAGAAGAAGCAGAAGAAAAAGAAGGCGAAGAAGAACAAGAAGAAGAGGUUGGGGAAGAAGCAGCGGUUACCGAGGGAGACGAGGGAGGAGAAGACGAAGAGGAAGAA